Molecule: messenger RNA, 1008 nt
Organism: Rhineura floridana
Lineage: Eukaryota; Metazoa; Chordata; Lepidosauria; Squamata; Rhineuridae
Product: olfactory receptor 10G6-like
Exons: 2
Coding region: 1-1008 (335 amino acids)
Biological process (GO): G protein-coupled receptor signaling pathway
Cellular component (GO): membrane
Molecular function (GO): olfactory receptor activity; G protein-coupled receptor activity
Source: RefSeq, a predicted model, not a curated record
AUGGAUCAGAGCAGGAACUGGAAUACGGCAACUGAGCUCAUUCAAAUGGGCUUCCCACAAACUGGCUGUGUAUACAGUCACAACUGGACUACGGUAACUGAAUUCAUCCUGAUGGGCCUCCCCCAUGUGCCAGAGAUGGGCACCCUGCUCUUUUUGCUGUUCUUGGUCAUCUACCUGCUCACCUUUAUAGGAAACCUCCUGAUCCUCUUAGCAGUGGCCUUUGAGCCCCAGUUGCACAAGCCCAUGUACUGGUUCCUUUGCCACCUCUCCUUCUUGGACAUGACCGUCUCCACAGUGGUGGUACCCAAGGUGGUUGCCGGAUUUGUGGAAGGUGGCGGGGUCAUUUCCUUUGGUGGCUGUGUGACCCAGCUCUUCUUUUUCCACUUCCUGGGCUGCACUGAAUGUUUCCUUUACACUGUCAUGGCCUAUGACCGCUUCCUGGCCAUCUGCAAACCACUCCGCUAUGGCACCAUCAUGAACCGCAAAGCCUGUCUCUGCCUCUCCUUUGGGACCUGGUUCGGUGGCUCCUUGCACUCCAUGAUACAGACCACCCUCACCUUCCGCUUGCCCUAUGGCCAUGGGGACCAAGUGGGUUAUAUCUUCUGUGACAUCCCAGCUGUGCUGAAGUUGGCCUGCGCUGACACGGCGCUCAAUGAGAUGAUGACAUUUGUGGACAUCGGCUUCUUGGCCAUGACUUGCUUCCUCCUUAUCCUGACAUCCUACGUCUACAUAAUCUCAGCUAUCCUGAGGAUCCGUAGCCCUGAAGGGCGACGGCGGGCAUUCUCCACUUGUGCUGCCCACAUCACAGUCGUAGUGACAUACUAUGUCCCUCUGGUUUUCAUCUAUCUAAGGCCUGGGUCCCAAGACCCAUUGGAUGGGGUGGUGGCUGUGUUCUACACCACAGUGACCCCAGUCCUGAAUCCCAUCAUUUACACACUGAGGAACAAAGAGAUGAAGUGUGCUUUAAGAAAGCUGCGGGGCAGGAAGACCUCCUCACCAGUUCAAUGA